This is a messenger RNA of Akanthomyces muscarius, 1257 nucleotides long. RefSeq lists its product as uncharacterized. Gene Ontology annotation, molecular function: FMN binding; NADPH dehydrogenase activity; NADP binding. Lineage: Eukaryota; Fungi; Ascomycota; Sordariomycetes; Hypocreales; Cordycipitaceae. Gene Ontology annotation, cellular component: intracellular anatomical structure. The transcript is spliced from 2 exons. The record is from RefSeq and is a predicted model, not a curated record. Bases 1 to 1257 code for a protein of 418 amino acids.
AUGGGCUCGUACAGCACCGUCAACAAGGCCGCCCCCGGCGUGCCCUUUUACACGCCCGCGCAGGAGCCCGCCAUCGGCUCCGUCGAGGACGAGGGCCAGGCCGGCUCGGCGCCGACGCUCUUCCAGCCCAUCAAGGUCCGCGGGCUGGAGCAGCAGAACCGCGUCGUCGUGUCGCCCAUGUGCCAGUACAGCGCCGACGACGGCCACCUGACCGACUACCACCUGGUGCACCUGGGCCAGCUGGCGCUGCACGGCGCGGGCCUCGUCUUUGUCGAGGCGACGGCCGUCGAGGCGCGCGGCCGCAUCAGCCCCGAGGACAGCGGCCUCUGGAAGGACUCGCAGAUUGCGCCGCUCAAGCGCAUCGUCGACUUUGUGCACAGCCAGAAUGCCAAGAUUGGCAUCCAGAUUGGCCACGCCGGCCGCAAGGCGAGCACCCUCGCGCCCUGGCUCGGCGGCACCGCCAACAAGACCAUUGCCGACAAGGACGCCAACGGCUGGCCCGACGACGUCGUGGGCAUGAGCCCGAUCCCGUUUGCCGACGACCACGCCUCGCCCAAGGAGCUGACCGUGGCGGAGAUCAAGGGUCUGGUCCAGGCCUUUGCCGACACUGCCAAGCGCGCUGUGGCCGCCGGCUUUGAUACAAUCGAGAUUCACGCGGCGCAUGGCUACCUGCUGACCAGCUCGCUGUCGCCUCUGAGCAACACACGCACCGACGAAUACGGCGGCAGCUACGAGAACCGCACCCGGAUGCUCAAGGAGGUAAUCGGCGCCGUCCGAGGCGUCAUCCCCGAGGCCAUGCCGCUGUGGCUGCGCGUGUCCGGCUCCGAGUGGAUGGAGUCGUCGGGCGCGCCCUCGUGGGACCUCGAGAGCACCAUCCGGCUGGCCAAGGAGCUGCCCGCGCUCGGCGUCGACGUGCUCGACGUCAGCAGCGGCGGCAACAACUCGGCGCAAAAGAUCCCCAUGGACAACAAGCGCUUCCAGUCGGACCUGGCGAAGGAGGUCCGCAAGGCGGUCCUCGCCGACAAGCUGCCGCUGCUGAUUGGCACCGUCGGCUUCAUCACCGACAGCCAGACGGCUGCGGGCCUGGUGCAGGAGGGCGGGCCCGAGCAGGCCGCCGACUUUGCGCUGCUGGCGAGGCAGUUUCUGCGCGAGCCCGAGUGGGUGCUCCGGGCGGCGCACGAGCUCAAGGUCAAGGCCAAGUGGCCGAACCAGUAUCACCGCGCCGGGCCCCCGGCCACCUUUGAGCGCCACUUCUAG